This is a messenger RNA of Xenopus tropicalis (tropical clawed frog), 6956 nucleotides long. RefSeq names its product STE20 like kinase (gene slk). The transcript has 19 exons. NCBI's taxonomy places the organism in Eukaryota, Metazoa, Chordata, Amphibia, Anura, Pipidae. Gene Ontology annotation, cellular component: plasma membrane. Bases 222 to 4238 code for a protein of 1338 amino acids. Gene Ontology annotation, molecular function: ATP binding; protein serine/threonine kinase activity; kinase activity. The record is from RefSeq and is a predicted model, not a curated record.
UUGCUGAUGCGAAGUGACACGGCCCCCUCCCUUGCCCUGCUAGGCCCCCUCCCUUGCCCUGCUAGGCCCCCUCCCUUGCCCUGCUAGGCCCGCACAGGGUGUUGCUUCGGUGCUGCCGGGGAAUGAAGGCGCAGGCACUGCCCUGCUAAGCUCAACGCGCUGCCCACUUGGGACUGAGGAGGUGCCGGCCAUUUGGCAUUCCCCCAUCACCCGCAGGAAACAUGUCGUUCUUUAAUUUCCGAAAGAUCUUCAAGCUCGGGGGAGACAAGAAGAAGAAGCAGUACGAGCAUGUCAAGCGGGACCAAAACCCCGAGGAGUAUUGGGAGAUUGUGGGGGAACUGGGGGAUGGAGCCUUUGGCAAAGUCUAUAAGGCCCAGAAUAAAGAGACUGGAAUUUUGGCAGCAGCAAAAGUCAUAGAUACAAAAUCGGAAGAUGAACUGGAGGAUUACAUGGUGGAGAUUGAUAUUUUGGCAUCAUGUGACCACCCGCAUAUUGUUAAGCUUUUGGAUGCUUUCUACUAUGAAAAUAACCUCUGGAUUCUCAUAGAAUUUUGUGCUGGAGGAGCAGUAGACGCUGUAAUGUUAGAGCUGGAGAGGGCACUAACAGAACCUCAAAUACGGGUUGUUUGUAAGCAGACACUGGAAGCAUUGGUAUAUCUGCAUGAAAGCAAGAUCAUUCAUCGAGAUCUAAAGGCAGGCAAUAUACUUCUUACAUUAGAUGGCGAUGUUAAACUGGCUGAUUUUGGUGUAUCGGCCAAAAAUACAAGGACGCUGCAGAGACGAGAUUCAUUUAUUGGUACCCCAUAUUGGAUGGCCCCUGAAGUGGUAAUGUGUGAGACUUCUAAGGACAGGCCUUAUGACUUCAAAGCUGAUGUUUGGUCCCUUGGUGUCACUUUAAUAGAAAUGGCCCAGAUAGAACCUCCUCACCAUGAGUUAAAUCCAAUGAGGGUGCUGUUAAAGAUUGCAAAAUCUGAACCCCCUACAUUAGCACAGCCAUCAAGAUGGUCACCAGAAUUCAAUGAUUACCUGAAGAAAUGUUUAGAGAAGAAUGUGGAUGCAAGGUGGACUACCACUCAGUUACUACAGCACCCGUUUGUCUCUGUGGUAAAUUCCAACAAGCCACUUCGAGAACUAAUAGCAGAGGCCAAAGCUGAAGUGUUGGAGGAAGUAGAAGAUGCUAAAGAGGAUGAGGAGGAAGAUGAAGGAGAAAGUUCUUUGCCUGUUCCAGAUAAAAGAGCUUCAUCAGACCUAAGCAUUGCUAGCUUAGAAGACGAUAAACUCUCUCAGAAUACCUCAACGUUAGAGCCUGUUUCUGAGCAAGUUGUGCCUACUGUAGUUGAAAAUCAAGUCAUAGAUCAAGAAAGUGAAGCAAAAGUAAAGAAGGAAGAAGGAGAUAAAAAAAUCAUUGUGGAUCAGGUCGGCAAAGAUGCUUCAGCGGAUCAGGUCGGCAAAGAUGCUUCAGCGGAUCAGGUCAGCAAAGAUGCUUCAGCGGAUCAGGUCGGCAAAGAUGCUUCAGCGGAUCAGGUCGGCAAAGAUGCUUCAGCGGAUCAGGUCGGCAAAGAUGCUUCAGCGGAUCAGGUCGGCAAAGAUGCUUCAGCGGAUCAGGUCGGCAAAGAUGCUUCAGCGGAUCAGGUCGGCAAAGAUGCUUCAGCGGAUCAGGUCGGCAAAGAUGCUUCAGCGGAUCAGGUCGGCAAAGGUGCUUCAGUGGAUCAAGUCGGUAAAGGUGCUUCAGCAGAUCAGGUCGGCAAAGAUGCUUCAGCAGAUCAAGUCGGUAAAGGUGCUUCAGCAGAUCAGGUCGGCAAAGAUGCUUCAGAAGUAGUUCAGGAAAUUCUCGUUGCUGAUAAGGCACUCAGUGAUGGUGAUAAUAGAAUUCAGGAUACUGUCAAGGAAAAGAAAGAAGAGAGUAAUAUCCCUGUUGUGGAACCAGCAAUUGAUAGCCAGAAAAAAGAGAGUGAAGACAUUUCUUUACUUCCAGAAGAAGGUACUGGAAAGACCAUUAUUGAAACUGAAAGUCAACAUAAAACUGAUCAAGCUGAUCCUUUAUUAGCAGAUGAUGUUCCUUCAGCAAUUGAUACACAGAAAGAAGGAAAACCAGAGAAUCUUAACAUCACCGAAAAUCUUGAAAAUCAGAGUGAUGAAGUUAGUGAGAACGGUUUUAUCAAAGAGUCUAUAGAAGUACAAAAUGAAAGGACAAAGAAUAUUCCUAAAGAAAAUGGUACAAUUGAGGUAGCACUUAAUGAAAUUGCUGAUUCAGAGGUGCAGAGCAACCAUGGUAUAACUUUUGGGAAUCCUGAAGAUGUUUUGGAAAAUGGUGAAAUGCCUAGUAAAGAUUCUCAUGGAAAUCAUAAGGGUUCUGAUCCAUUAAAUGAAGGUAUAUGCUCAGAUAAAAAGGAGGACAUAACAGUUGCAAGCACUGCUUUAGCCAAUGAAGUACUAGAACCAGCUGGUCAAAUAAAUGACGUUCUGCCUUCAGAAGGAGAUGCUCAAGUAAUGAACUCUGAGGAGUCUAAAGAAACAAACAAAGACAUCCAUGAUAAUAAUGUAGAUGUUCUAAAUAAAAUUCCAGACAGUGUUUCCCAUUUAAAUACAGAUUUAGAACAAAGUUGUGAUAAUACUGUAAAUGUAAGUGUAGCUGCCGAAAGUUCUUCUGCAACUGUGCAUGAACGUCAGCCUUGUGUACCUAGUAUCAGUGUUAUAUCUGCUGAUCAGAAAGAGAAUACAAGCUCCAUCAGCACAGCAGAAGCCUCCAAGUCAGAGCCUGAACAUACAGAUUCAGAUUCUGGGAUGGGUUCUACAAAUGACAGUGGGAGCAUGGACUUGAAUUUGUCUAUAUCUAGUUUCCUCAGUAAAGGCAAAGAAUCUGGAUCAUUAUCAGUACAGGACAAUAGAAGACAGAAGAAAACUUUGAAAAAAACACGUAAAUUUAUAGUUGAUGGGGUCGAAGUCAGUGUUACUACGUCAAAAAUAGUUACAGAUAACGAUUCCAAGAGUGAAGAGAUGCGUUUCCUACGGCGACAAGAGCUACGUGAAUUGCGACUUUUACAGAAAGAGGAGCAGAGAGCACAGCAGCUUCUUAGCAACAAAUUACUGCAGCAGAGGGAACAGAUAUUCAAGCGCUUUGAACAGGAGAUGACGAGCAAGAAACGUCAGUAUGAUCAAGAUAUUGAAAACCUGGAAAAGCAGCAGAAGCAGACCAUUGAACGGUUAGAGCAAGAGCAUACAACCCGCCUGAGAGAUGAAGCCAAGCGUAUAAAGGGAGAACAGGAUAAGGAAUACUCCAAAUUUCAAAACGUGUUAAAAAAUCGAAAAAAAGAGGUCAUUAAUGAAGUGGAAAAAGCGGCUAAAGAGCUGAGAAAGGAGCUCAUGAAACGCAAGAAAGAGGAGCUAGCACAAAGCCAGCACGCUCAGGAGCAAGAGUUUGUACAAAAGCAACAGCAGGAGCUGGAUGGUUCUUUGAAGAAGAUAAUCCAUCAGCAAAAGACUGAGCUUGCCAACAUUGAGAGAGAUUGCUUAAAUCACAAGCAGCAACUCAUGAGAGCACGUGAAGCUGCCAUCUGGGAGCUGGAAGAACGCCACCUACAGGAGAAGCACCAGUUAUUGAAGCAGCAGCUGAAGGACCAGUACUUCAUGCAAAGGCACCAGUUACUGAAGAGACAUGAGAAGGAAAUGGAGCAGAUGCAAAGGUAUAAUCAGCGACUGAUAGAAGAACUGAAGAACAGACAAACUCAGGAGCGGGCCCGAUUACCUAAAAUUCAGCGCAGCGAUGCAAAAACCCGUAUGGCCAUGUUUAAGAAAAGCUUAAGGAUUAAUUCCUCUGGCUCACCAGAACAGGACAGAGAGAAAAUUAAACAGUUUGGCCUUCAAGAGGAUAAAAGACAGAAGAAUGAAAGGUUAGCUCAGCAUCAAAAGCAUGAAAACCAGAUGCGGGACUUGCAGCUUCAGUGCGAUGCCAAUGUCCGAGAACUUCAGCAGUUGCAGAAUGAAAAAUGUCAUUUGUUAAUUGAGCAUGAAACCCAAAAACUGAAAGAAUUAGAUGAAGAGCAUGCUGUGGAGCUGAAGGAGUGGAGAGAGAAACUGAGGCCACGUAAAAAGGCACUGGAAGAAGAGUUUGCUAGAAAACUGCAGGAGCAAGAAGUCUUUUUUAAAAUGAGCGGAGAAUCCGAAUGCCUUAACCCUACAACACAAAGCCGCAUCUCAAAGUUUUAUCCUAUUCCCAGCAUGCACUCCACCAGCUCCUAACUGCUGAGUUUGACAGCUCUAGGUUUUAAUAUACUUUAUCUCAAAGAUAUACCACUUUUGCAGCAUUUUAGAAAAGCAUGAAUAGUUUUAAAUUUUUUUUUUUUUUGGUAAGGUCAAUUUUGAGACUUUUUUUUUUCUUUUUUAAUUUUUUUGUAUUGUUAAAAGCUAAAUGGAUUGGGUUUUUUUGUAGUAUAUUCUGUAAACUGAAAUUCCCAAAACAAUAUAAAUAUAUAUGUCUAUAACCUCUGAGUUUUUGAUAAUCCUAAAAAAUCUGGCCUGUUUCUGUAAUGUUUGGAAUGAGACAGCUCUUUUUGAUACCACGUUAAUCAGCAAGAAGUCUUGGAAUUUCAUACAACUCCAUAUCUUGAAAAGGCAUUGCACUGCAUGAAAAUAUAUACUGUCAUCGGUGGCUUUUUUGGACCGUGGUUAGUAAAUGUAAGCCCUUGUUUUACCAUUAGAUAAGGUUAUCUGCCAUACAUACUGCUGACCAUGUCCCUGGUCCAUGGAUCAUGUGUAGUUCUGGUUAUUACUGUUGAGUAGCCAAUAGGGAUCACUUCUAGUCUUCUAUAGGUGGCACUUCCUGUUCUCAGUCAGUGCUCUUUGGUUUGGGAAUAUGGUUUUGGGAACAUGGUGCUUUCCAUCACUUGUAAUGGGAAGUAACCCUUUGCAGUCCAUUGCCUGUAGAUUGCUGCCGGUACAGAUGACCAGAAAUAUGUGUUAUAAUCCUAACAGCAUUAGGCAGAAUAUGCACAAGCUGGUAAUGUUCUUGAGCAAACUGAGCAACAUGUACCCAUGCGUACGGCUUGAAUAGGAUUGUGCAUAGUCUGAUGAGACAUGUUGGCAACCCAUUUGGCUGCUUAUCCUUAUUGGCCAUAUGGCUGGUUAUAUAAUUUGAGCAACUUCCUAACAGUUGAAUCAGCCAUUGUACAGACCAGUAUGGCUAACCCUGUGUGCAACCCCUUUGGGCAGAUGUGUAUGCCUUGCACUCCAGACUGACAUAGAGAUCCAUGUGACAGUCAAAAUUCAAGGUUAAUGCCCAUUAAGUGCAUAGUGGGAAGACUGGAAGUUGAAUUCUGAUGAUGCAGCAAAUAAUAUAUCACCAUUGGAAACCUAUUUUCAUAUUUUCUGCUGCUCCGGUGCUUUUAUUUUGCCUUUGAACGCACAAAGACUUUCACCAGUGUUUGUACCCCGUGCAUCUCUUCCCCUUCUACCAACUCCAGCCCAUCAACUAAACUUGCCUUCUGCUGCCACCAUAGUUUUCUUUUAGGUUUAAUUAUUUGCACUAAAAGGUUUAAAUAAAAUGCACACUAAAAUACAUGUUACUUUUGGAUUAAAGGUGACGGUUACCCCCUGCACUCCAGCUGUGCCAGGACUCCCAGCAUCCUCUGUGGUGCCUGCUAGUUUAUGCUUCGUUACUGUAUUUUUUUAAAAGUUGCAGUGAGUGAAACGGUUAAACCCCAUAUACUGUAUACACGUUCAUCGAUGAUCUCUGUUGUGGCUGCCAUGAGUAUUUUAUUUUCCUGAAGAAAUAUCUCUUCAUAUCAAAUAGUAAGCUGUUAUUUUGUGCUGUUCUUUCUCUUUCUGAUUUGCUGCCUUGGGAAUGCGAGGGAACGUACUUUCCCUUUAUUGCAGUCUCUAUUUGUGUUACUGUAUGUGCUGCAUGUACAGUAUAGCUUGUAUCUUACAUAUUUCGCAUUCAGCGGCAUCAACAGACAUAUGGUAGAUCUGAUAGAAUGUUGCAUCAAGAAGAAAUAAAAUGAAGUUUGCACCUUUUUUUAACCAGCAAAAUGUUGUUUUAUCCAGACAGUAUUACUGGCAUUCUUUGUGUCUAAAGAAAUGUAUUUUUUGCCUUUUUUACAUUUUUAAAAUAACUGCAGUUCUAGCAGCAGAGAGAUGGGUUUGCAGUUCUGACAGUGAGAAAACAGUCCCAUACAGAAUCGAAUAGUUGUUAGUUAGUGUACUCCCCUCACUAUGAAAUAAGUGGGAUCUUCCAUCGAACCCCAUGAUAUAUAUGUAUGCAAAUAAUAUUUGCAUUGGUAACGCAUAGCACCAAGCAAAAGGCAAUAUUUACUUGUCAUCUUCAGAAUUUUGAUUGGUUGUUAUGGGUUACACAUAAUGCAUUACCCCUUUUUUUUUUUUUUUUUUUUUUUUUUUUUUAAUUUCUCCAGCGCUUUGUUAAAGUUGUUAUAUUAAUACAGUCUCCCCCCACCCCAGAUGUCCUUGUCUGUAUUCUCCAUUCUCUCAAAUAAACUCCUAUAUUUUUUCCCUUAGAAUUCCCUAAUUUAUUUAAAUGGUUAACAACUGAAAUGUGCAGUUGUGGGUCCUGGGCCGGAUUUAGGGCAAAGCCACUUGGUUAUUGGUCCUCAUUGGCCAGAACAUGUCACCGGUCUAAGUAGAAAUGACAUGUCAUCAUUGCAUUCUGUAGCAGUUAUUGCAUCAAGGGAUGGCUGACCUGUGGCCUCCAACUGCAACUACCAGCAGCCCACCAGCAGCUGGAGGAUCACUAGAUGGUUGGGUAUCGCUGAUUUACAUUUUAGAGUUUUUAUUUCUUGAAUUAGGGCCCCAGCAUUCCUUUUUUUGACCAGGACUCCUCUAAUACCGUCCCUGCUCAAUACCUUUCUCAAAGUGUCAAAAAAGCACAACCUGUUUGUAAAAACACUCCAUGGCUUUCUGUAAAGUUCAUAAUUUUAAUGUAAAUAAACCAUUCUAUUAUCAUAA